AUGUACGGGCUUGCGUGGUUAGACAGACUGCUGCGCGUUCUCAUCCCAGUCGCCCUUUGUCUGACGACAUACUUAUACUUAUAUCCUGCAUUCCACGGGUGCGCUUUUCCUUCCAAAGAUGCCUCGAUAGUAUCAGCCUUCGGCGACACACUCGCUCAACACUACCCUUUUUCGCGUAUAUUGAGCGCGUCCGACGUGCCUUCGAUCCCUUUCCGACUGCUCGUUCUUGCAGAUCCUCAAUUGGAAGGAGACAGCUCGCUUCCCAAGCCCGAAGAUGCCUUCCUGGCAAAACUAAGACGGCGUUGGAACGAGUUAUUCGCACAAGAGAAGGACAAUAUACUGCCGUCAUUGCUGGAAAACUCGCAGGCGCUUCUGCUUGAGGACAUUCCAGAAUGGGUGCUGUCCCUACGGAAAAAGCUGGACCUCUUCGGUAACGACUAUUACUUGGGCCACGUCUACACGACAUUACAUUGGUGGACAGUCCCCAGCCAUGUCACUGUGCUCGGAGACCUUAUUGGCAGCCAAUGGGUCACCGACGAAGAGUUUGACUGGAGAGGCUGGAGGUACUGGAACAGAGUCUUUGUGCAUGGUCAGAGAAUUGGUGAAGAAAUCACGACCUCCAAGGAGGCAGAAAAGGAGAGCACAUUCGAAAUGACCGACGCAAACUGGAGCAGGAACAUCAUCAAUAUCGCUGGUAACCACGAUAUUGGGUAUGCCGGAGAGAUAUCGGAAAAACGAAUGGAACGAUUCGAAAGAGUAUUCGGCAAGGCCAACUGGGAUGUCCGGUUCGAGUACCCUGAGAAUAACAACACUGUGGGAAGCAUUGACACGGUUCCGUCGCUACAUCUCAUCGUGCUCAACAGCUUGAUCUUGGACUCGCCAGCUCUAUCCGACGAACUGCAAGGUGAGACAUUUGCGUAUCUGAACAGUCUCAUAUCACAGCGCCUACGACCUGUGGAGGAUCAGUCUUCGUUUACACUCUUGCUCACACACCUACCACUGCACAAAGAAGAAGGUCUAUGUGUGGACGCUCCUUUCUUCGAUUACUGGGGUGACGAUGAUGGUGGAGGCGUCUACAAGCCCCAUGGCGUGCGGGAGCAAAAUCACCUCAGCACCCACGUAAGUCGACAAGGCAUACUGAAGACCGUCUUUGGUAUGAGUGGUAAUCUAGACGCGCCGGCACAGGGCAAAGGCAGACAAGGUCUCAUUCUGACUGGUCAUGAUCACGAAGGGUGCGAUGUAUGGCAUUAUAUUCCUUCGAAUUCGACGUGGUCUGGUUCCGAAGAGCAGAGUGAAGAUGAUAGGGACACUGAAUGGGAUGCAGUUUGGUGGGCUCUUGAGGACUCGGCUCGAUCUCAUACUGGGGUCCGCGAGAUCACUCUUCGAAGCAUGAUGGGAGAUUAUGCCGGCAAUGCAGGAUUGCUGAGUGCUUGGUUCGACUUUGAAGCUGGGCAGUGGAAGUAUGCGAUCCAAAGGUGUAGUCUGGAUGUGAAGGUUUGGUGGGCUGUACACGUGGUCGACUUGAUUGUCCUUGCCUUGUUGGUUGUCAGCUUUGUCUCGCAUAUGAUUUUUGCCAUCAGACCGCCAACUUCAGGCAGCAAGCAGCCUCUUCCACCUCUAAAACGUCUCAGAGUCAAGCCCCCGAAGGGGUGA
Exophiala viscosa is the source of this 1653-nucleotide messenger RNA. RefSeq lists its product as uncharacterized. Lineage: Eukaryota; Fungi; Ascomycota; Eurotiomycetes; Chaetothyriales; Herpotrichiellaceae. The transcript has a single exon. Gene Ontology annotation, biological process: GPI anchor biosynthetic process. Bases 1 to 1653 code for a protein of 550 amino acids. The record is from RefSeq and is a predicted model, not a curated record. Gene Ontology annotation, cellular component: endoplasmic reticulum.